GUCAGUCAAGAACAGAUUUUGCGGCACUCCUUAAAUGAUUCGAUAGCUCACCGCUUUAGAUCAAGACUCCAAACCUUCUAUUGAAAGAACAUCAAGAUGGCUACUGCUGGAUGGUCAACAACUACAAAAGAAAACACCAACUUUGCUCGAUUGUGUAAAUUACUCAUCGAUGGAGGAACUCAUAUCCUUAGAAAGAUCUUUGAUGCAAAACAUCCACCUCACGAUCUAAAGAAACAUUUGAUGGAUCGCAGAAAUCAUCGUAUUUUGAAGAAUUUGAAGACUGCAAACAUAUUAAGACGAGAUCAAUGGAGCAAACUGUAUCCAAGUGUAGAUGCUCCAACAUCUGCAAGUUUUGAUAUUACUCUCUUAAGUCUACUGUUGCGCAAUAUCUGCAAUUUGCCAACACCUGCCAAUGGAUGGAGUAACGAGCCCGCAGCGACAAGUAUUAGUCAAGAGGAUGAUAUUGUAAGGGUGAAAUUGUACCGCAACAAACUGAGCCACAUCUCUGAACGAGCGCUAUCAGACGCUGAUUUCAACAAGUACUGGAACGACAUUGAAACUGUUUUGCUAAGACUUGGAGNAGACAUGGCAGCUAUUGAUAGUCUGAGAACGCAAUCAAUGGACCCUGAAGAUGAAGAAUACUACAACGARUGCUUGAAAGAAUGGGCCGAGAACGAGGAAAGACUAUUGCAGGCAAUCCAUGGACUAGAGGAAAAAAUGGAAAACCUUCUAAAGACGUCACCCAGCACUAGGCCUGUAAGACCAACAUCUGAAGAUAUGGAAUCGUAUUUCCACAAUCUCAAGAAUGCUAUAAUAAAGCAAACAGAAUUACUACCAAAAGGAAAGAUAGCUGAAACAAUCAAAACCGAUGACAUUUUUACGAACCUYGUUAUUCACCACGGGAAAAAAAGAYGCCGAGAACAAAUUCAAAGACCKSAAGAAUAUCACCCUGAUCGUAAGAUGCUGACCGAAAUGAAGCAAUGUAGUGAGAUUUUUGUUGAUGAGGACGAAAAAGACACUACCGUCAAKAGAAUAUUACUUUCAGGUGAACCAGGCGUAGGRAAAACACUGUUCUCGCAGAAACUUCUUCGAGAUUUGGCUACAAAUUCAACAUCGAUCCCUGACAUUAAGUUUACUUACCUCAUAACGUUUAGACAAUUGAACAAAUUGCCAAAAGAAGAAAYGUUGAGCCUCAGAGAACUGCUAAAUCGCUGUCCUCUGUURAACGAAGGUGCCAUGAUAGACGAGACAGUCAGCUUAAUGGAGUAYAUCAUUSAGCAUCCAAAGCAGUUUUUGGUUGUUCUCGAUGGCUUUGAUGAAUACAAAGAACGYAAGAAAAUAGUCGGAGAUUUUGAAAGUCAAUUUCCAAAUGAUGGUAAAGCCAAAAUGCCAGUAGCAGCCUUGGUCAGCAAAMUAAUCCRRAAAAAGAUCUUGAGCGAUUCUGUCAUCAUGSUUACYUCUAGGCCGGGMGARGCCAACGACUUGGACCAAACAUUUGACUUUGAUCGCUAUGUCGAAAUAUCAGGUUUCUCAGAAUCGCAAGUUAUAGAGUAUGUCAAGAAAUAUUUCAGUACAAAACCAGAAGAAGUAAAAAACWUGGCACUUAGCAAGGUUAAAGAAAGCGCGCACUACAUUUCAUUUGGUCGCGUCCCUUUCCGCUGUUUGUUGAUGUGUGUGUUCAUCGAGUGGAAAAUCAAAAAAAAUGAUAAUUCAUGUCCUCUCACACUAACAGAGUUUUAUUCUCAAGUAAUUCAAUGUAUAGAAACUAAUUAUAAUAGAGCAUUACUAAGUUUAGAUGACAAAGCCGCUUCGUUGGCUGUUGACAAAACGCUCGACAAUUUUUCAAAGUUGGCGGCACUUUUAACUGAACAAAAGAGAUUUAGUUUUACCUUACAAGACUUAGAAAAUCUAAAAUUAUCAGAAAAUGAAUUAUUGUACAUAAAAUCUAGCAAUCUUAUAUUUUGUUAUCCUGUUUCAAGUAAUAAUUCGCCAUUUCAAAAGCCAAUCUGUGAAUAUAGCUUCACACACUUCACUGUUCAAGAGUUUCUUGUUGCUCGGUAUUUGGUGAAGAAAGGUGUAAUGGCGGCACAAAGCACUGAAAUGGUGUACACAUUCAUGAGCGGUUUGUUAGGUUUAAAURAUAAUAAUGAAUUAAUGGUAGAACUACUAGAGUGUCUAGGUAAACAUAUAAAAAAUACAAUCCUUGAUAAUAGACUAGGACUGGUGUCAUUGCGAUGCCUGCACGAGUUUGGUCAAGACAAACGCUUGACAAGACAAGAACUAAGUACAAACCGUGACUACAGAUACUGGGAUCGUGAUGGGUGGAUUGAAUUAUAUCGUGGUGUAACCGACACGGACUGUGAUGCACUCGCUAUGUUAGUAGAAUCCACUGCUACAUCAAUAUCAUCACCACCACACACAUUGUACAUUGGUUGGUCACCGAUAACCAUUACCUGGAUAAAGAGAUUGAUGUCAUCACUCAUUACAAACUGUUCAAUCAAAGUACUGGGGCUGGGGUGGAGUAAUUUGAAUGAUGAACACGUAAAGUGUUUGUGUAAAGAUUUACAAAAGACAAAAAUAACCAAGCUAUACCUGCAGGGUAAUAACAUAACUGAUGGUGGAGUGAAUGACAUCAUGGUACACUUACCCAGUAAUCUCACCUUGCUAGACCUGUCUUGGAAUUAUAACAUAUCUGUUAAAUGUAAAGAGAAAACUAGACAAUUCUGUAGUGAUAAAUAUCCUGGUCUUUGGUUAGUCAUAUAGUAGAUAAUUCAAUGUUUGACUCUUGUAGAGUUGUAGUGAUACAAGUAAACCAAACACAACAAAAAUCACAUSAAACUAUUUAUUCAUCAUUUCUUAGUUUUCUACAAUUCCUUACAUAUUCUUUAAUAAUUUGUAAAAAUAUACGCUUAUAUCAAAAUGUACAUUUUAUAAUUUUGUAUGAUACUGAGUUUUUGACAUUUUGUACGUGAUAGGAUUUUUUCAGUUUCAGUAAACUGAACUUGUACAAAUGAGAGGACAUGAAAAACUUUCUUGUUAGGAUUUUUUCUCUUGGGUUUAGAAAGCUUGAAUAAAAAUCUUAAUGUAAUUUUAAUACAUUGUACAUAGUUGUAGAAUAAUAUAGUUCAA
Exaiptasia diaphana is the source of this 3129-nucleotide messenger RNA. Its product is annotated as NACHT, LRR and PYD domains-containing protein 12. The transcript is spliced from 4 exons. Lineage: Eukaryota; Metazoa; Cnidaria; Anthozoa; Actiniaria; Aiptasiidae. The record is from RefSeq and is a predicted model, not a curated record. Bases 97 to 2763 code for a protein of 888 amino acids.